Molecule: messenger RNA, 2866 nt
Organism: Anopheles funestus (African malaria mosquito)
Lineage: Eukaryota; Metazoa; Arthropoda; Insecta; Diptera; Culicidae
Exons: 4
Coding region: 993-2423 (476 amino acids)
Biological process (GO): arachidonate secretion; phospholipid metabolic process
Source: RefSeq, a predicted model, not a curated record
UGGAGUAGGCACACUAGGUCAGACAAGUGGGUGACUUUAGUGCGUAAGCGUCCGUACAGACCAUUCCAACAACAAACGUAAAGGUUUUUUUUUUGUUCCACUGAGGCGUGCACUUUUCGCACCAUCGCACGCUCUGGAGGACGCGGGCAGACAGUGGUCAGUUACGCUAUUGUUGUUGUUGAUUCGGUUUUUGGUGGCGGCCGUGUUGUUGUGGUGGCCUGUCGUAGCUCGUUCCUCGUCAGUGCGGUGCUUUCCCUCGGUCAGAACGCAGUGGAAAAGUUGGUAGCUCUUCAGUGCUGCUACACCGAGGUGCGCCCAUACUCAAGAUGACCAAACAGCAGCGUCAGGCAGUGUCUAGGUGUCGUUGCUAAAUUCAAAGAACGAACACACAAAACAACCAUUCUCGCCAACGAUCAACCAACGUUGCUUACGACGGCAAAGAGAAAGAAGACGGCCGUUGUCAACCGCUAUCAACUAGAUCCAGCACUGUACUAGAACAGCCAAGUGCCUCGUCAGGAAAGUGUUUUUAUGUGUUUCUUUGAAGGACGUUCGUGUCUUCCGGGGUGGUCGGUGGAGUUUGAGUUCUCAGUUUUUGUUUAAACUCAGAGUGUAUGUCUGUGUGUGUUUGUGUAUCUGGAGAUGCCUAAUAUGGCAUGGUGUCUUCAGUAAUUGCAGGCAUUCUUCCGCGAUCUGAUCGUACCAUCUGUCAGACACACGGCAAGUCUCCGCAGCAUCUGACAUUGGUGGAGACAGAAACGGCCGAGGCGAAGGCACGCGCAUAUUCUCGCCGGGGCUGUGUGUGUGUGCGCGCGCGGGAGAGCAUUUGCACUGCAAUUAACCACCUGGUGCAUACCUAGGAUCGAGCGUGCGAGAAUGAGAAUAAAGCGCCACGAUCCCUCGUACCGUACGUGGCGUUGUGUCGUUUGCAAGUGUUUCCUCCGACCCAUUUACAGUCGACGGUGUAGUGCUGCUGGGUCCUCGAGUCGCUCGCGAUGUGCGUUAUGGUGUCGACGUCCCUAAGGGUGCGCGUACUACUGUGUGUUCUGACGGUGAUCCUUACCAUCGAUACGAGUGUAACCGGUGUAAGGUUUAAUGAUACCGUGCCGGAAGCGAGUACCGGUUCACGGGAUGCACGUUUCUUGAAGUACGACGAAGGAUUCAGUGGUGAGGAGUUCAGUCUGUACCCGGUGCGGUGGAAUGACGAUGGCAAAACGACCGAACGGUACGAUGAGGACGGUGGUGAGCUAGUACGGCUGGUGGAGGGUGGUUCAGAUUUGAGUCCGGACCCAUAUCGUGUGAUAGAGGUGAAGCCUUUCGUUUCGGGACGCAUUAGAACUACUACGAACAGGUACAGGGAUGAAGGUGUCUACGAGAAAUUGAGUACCAGUGAUAUCUCGCGUACACCGUUGGGCGCUACCUUCCACAUCGCUACUAAUGGCGAACUAGGAGACACGGGCGGCUACUACCCGGCUACGGCGGCCCUUCAGUCGCAAGCUGAACCGGUAGUGAUGGCGACGGCGGCACCGUCUUUGUCACGUGUUUCAGAGUUCGUCCGUAGUAUGCUGCAACGAUUUGGCGUAUAUCAGUACAUUGAAGCGUACCAGAGUAAGGGUGGUAGUGGCGGUAGCAGUAGUAGCAGUAGUACAACUUCUACAACAGGACCAUCCGGACUAUCAUCACACCUGCAGCGCAUCAUACCGCACCGCUUUCGGCCACACUUUGUCAACACGGCCAAGGGUUUGCGAAACAUUCCAUCCCAGCUGAACGACGGCCAGUUGCAACCGGCACCGGAAGAUGCAGCGAACGGACCGGACAUAGGACAGGUGUCUGGUGGCGCGUUGGGCCAAACACCUGGCGGCGGUGGUGGUAGCGGUACGACCAAAACACCCGGUACAACGGCUGGUAGUUCCGGCACGAUCAGCUCACUGUUCAACGCCUUCAAGCGCAAAGUGAAAGCGAUCUAUCCGGGCACCGUCUGGUGCGGUGACGGCAACCAGGCAAAGAGUGAGAACGACAUCGGGUUCUUCUAUCUGACCGACACCUGCUGCCGGGCGCACGAUCUCUGCCCCAUCACCAUUGCGGCCGGCGAACAGUUUAACCGGCUGAAAAACAAUGGCUACUUUACGCGCUCGCACUGUGACUGUGAUAAACAAUUUUUUAACUGUCUGAAGAACGCCAACACGCUCGUUUCCCGCCAGAUCGGCUAUACGUACUUCAAUCUGUUGAAACCACAAUGCUUCCGCUACGAACAUCCCAAGCUGAACUGCACCAAAAGGUACUUCCGAGGGAGGGAAGGAAAAAGCAAUCUUUUUUUUGCACUUACAUUUCACGCUCUCUCACCCCUUUUUUUGCAGAAGCAAAGGCAAAUGCUUAUCGUACGUCGUGGACGAGAAGCAAAGCAAGCAGUGGCAGUGGUUCGAUAAUCUCAUCUUUUAGCCGCCGUGUACGGGUGUUGCCGUAUGCAUUAAGGAGGGUCCGAAGUUAUGGCGUGAACCACGAAACCCUACGCAGUCGUGGGUAAAGUUGAAGGUACGAAAGGCACGCAUCGAUCCGAUCGACGGAACCACAAAACCCGGCGGCAAUGCUGUGAAGUGAAGUGAUUUUGUUUUUUUUUAAGUAAGCGCAAACCAUGUUACGUGGAAGCUAAAUAAUGCCAUGGCAAAGCCACGCACCGUAUACCGUGUCGAAUAAUAUGCUAGAUGUAAAACGCGAUCGACUUACAGCAUAAGCGGUGGAAAAGUGCAUAAGUAUUGUCUGAGUGAAAGACGCCCCCAAAACUCUCUUACUUAGGCAUCAAAUGCAGGUUCGAUAAAAAAAAAGUUCGAUUAAUUACCAAUUUUUGUGAUAGCAAGUAACAGCUACAAUA